CAACAGCCUUGGAGAAUUGUUUGAUAAUGGCGGACGCAAGUUGAGUGAACACAAUCCUCUCACGUUCAGUCGGAUUCAGUUACUCAGAGUGAAGUUACUGUUUUAAAAAAGUGUUAAUCAUGGAAAUUGACAUUCAAAACGAAUUAAAUAGGGACGGAAUUGUUUUCUAUUCUGUUUUAUACUCCAGUGUUACCGUCAUUUUUGCAUUUGCCGUUCUCUCAAAAUUCUUAACGAACGAGUUCAGGUUUGGCUUUCGAUCAUUUCUUAGUUUGGUGACACUUUUCCUUGGUGAACCGUUAUGUCAAUUUCUUGUCGAAGGACCGAGUGGACUCGUGGUGUUUUCUCUGGGGUGUUUAAUCAUUUAUUACAUUCUACCAGCAAGCCAUCUACCGAUUAAAAAUCGUUCAGUGCUUAUCACAGGUUGUGACUCUGGCUUUGGCCAUGCGUUGACCAUCAAACUAGAUAGCUUGGGAAUUCAAGUGUUCGCUGGAUGCUUAGAAGACAGGGGGCCAGGAGCAUUGGAAUUAAAAAACAGAUGUUCAGAUAGGCUUCACAUCUUGAAGUUAGAUGUCACUAACUCUAAAGACAUUGCAGAAGCUUCCAACUAUAUAAAAAGCCGUGUGGGAGAAGAAGGCCUGUGGGGACUGGUCAACAAUGCUGGUGUGUGGUGUUUUGCGGAGCUGGGGAUGACCUCCGAGACGAUCGUCCAGAAAGUUAUGGACGUCAAUUUGUUUGGUGCCGUCCGUAUGACCCGGGCCGUGCUGCCGCUGAUCAAGCAGGCCCAGGGCAGGAUAGUCAAUGUGUCCAGUUUGCUGGGUCGCAUCUCCGUGGAGGGCUGUGGGGCCUACAGCAUGUCCAAACACGCGCUUGUCGCGUUCACCAACACGCUGAGGAUGGAGAUGAAGAAGUGGGGGGUCUGUGUCUCGCUGGUGGAGCCCACGGGAUAUUUCACAGGAGUCAUGCAGGAGCAUUCUCUACAGAGGAAGAAAGAGGAGCUGUGGUCUGCAUUGGAUGAAGAAACCAGACAAAUCUACGGCAAAGAGUACUUCGACUCCGCCUACGCUCACAUUCUGACCCACGCUCAGUCGUACCCCCGCGACCUGAGCCCAGUAAUCCGCUGUCUGCGGAGCGCCCUGCUGUCCAAGCGGCCGCGGGAGAGGUUCCCCUGCGGCGGGGGGGCCGAGAUCCUCAUGUGUGUCUACCCACUGCUGCCAGUGUGGAUGGCCGACUGCGUCUCCAGUAGCAUUAAUCUCGUGCCCAAACAGCUGAGGCCCCAGGCACUGAGCGGGAUGACGACCAGAUGAUGAGAGGGGAGGGGAUUACACAGCAGGAAGGGGUUGAGGGGGGGGCGGGGGUAGGGAGAGGACUGUCUCUCUUACUCUCGUACACUCCCACCCCCUGCAUUGAUGGCCAGAGAAUGAGAGGGGAUUACACAGCAGGAAGCGUUGGGGGGGGGGGUAUUGUCUCUUUUACUCUCCCGCCCCCUGCAUUGAUGACCAGAUGAUGACUGGGGAUUACAGAAAGAAGGAGAGGGGGGAUUUUGACUCUCUCAGAAUGCUGUACAUUUGGGAUGGAGUUCAACAACAUUCAAUUGUCUCUCCGCCCCGCCCCCCUACCCCACCUCCAUGUGAACAAGGUGACAUUCAUUGAGCUGCCCACUUGGAAGAGGAACAAUGUGGUUGUUUUUUGUUUUUUUCUGAUAUGCGAUAAAGACAAUGAAUUAUAAAGCACGUGGGUCAACUUAAGUUUGUGAACCAAUUUUUCCAACGUUCAGUUGUAAAAGCAUCUUUCCGGGGUCGAUAACAACAAAGCAUCUUUCCCUUACAGAGUCUUCUGUUGUAUUUGACCGCUGUGAUUGGUUUGACGGUGCCUGUAUGGGAAUCUUCUUCUUAAUUAUCCCUUUGGUACGUCUUGUCUUUCUUUCCUUGCAUUUUCCGAGUGCACAGUGGCAAUUGUCCAAGCAACAUGCAGGUGGUUUGAGAGUGCCACUGGCAGGUCCUACUUCUUUUUUUUUUUUCCCUCUUGUUUCUGCCCGUCUGCCUAUCUGUCUGUCUAUCUGUCUAUCUUGCCUUUUCCCCUGCUUGAAAUGAUCGUUGUUGUGGCGAUGUGCUUCUCUUUUCUUAAACGGUCAAAACAAGCCUCUCAACAUGCCUCUCUUUCACCAAUUAACAACAUUUGAAUAAAAUGAUAUAACAGCAUUUAGUUGCUUGGUUUUUAUACCAUGACAAUGAUUUUAUCACUCAGUUUUUCACUUGUUGGUCUUAGUCAAUGUGUAAGACUGUGGACAUCAGCCAAAGCAAUCUCUUCUUGUCUUUCAGUCUAUUUGUUUUUGGGUUGUUGUUUUUUUUUCUUUGUUUCUUUCUAUUGUUGUGCUCAGAUAGGAAGAACUUGCUGGACGUCCAAGCUGCUACUACUUGAGUUGUUGGAGGAUGAUAUUUGCGGGUCCUACUUUUAUUAUUUCACUCCUUUUGUUUCUGUCUGUCUUUCUUGCUUUUUUUCCUCUGGUAGGUCGUUUUUCUUUACUAUACAUUUCUGUCUGUCUGUCUGGGUGGCUCCAUUGGGUAGCUCUUUACUAAUACUAAUACUAUACUAUACUUUUGCGGUUUUUGUCUGUCUGUUUUGCUUUUUCACAAGCUAAACAACUGUUAACCUAUGAAUGAGCUUGAAAAUGUGUUCUUUUAUCAAAAGACUGUAAAUGUGUUCUUUUAUCAAAAUAUUGUAAAUGUGUUUGAAUGUGGAAAGGAAUUUCACUUUGUUUUAUUGGCUGGGAAAAAAA
Molecule: messenger RNA, 2776 nt
Organism: Aplysia californica (California sea hare)
Lineage: Eukaryota; Metazoa; Mollusca; Gastropoda; Aplysiida; Aplysiidae
Product: retinol dehydrogenase 7
Exons: 7
Coding region: 120-1304 (394 amino acids)
Molecular function (GO): oxidoreductase activity
Source: RefSeq, a predicted model, not a curated record